This is a messenger RNA of Tupaia belangeri chinensis (Chinese tree shrew), 1022 nucleotides long. RefSeq names its product hydroxysteroid 17-beta dehydrogenase 10 (gene HSD17B10). Gene Ontology annotation, cellular component: mitochondrion. Gene Ontology annotation, biological process: fatty acid metabolic process; androgen metabolic process; estrogen metabolic process. The record is from RefSeq and is a predicted model, not a curated record. The coding region runs from base 32 to 817 and encodes 261 amino acids. The transcript is spliced from 6 exons. Lineage: Eukaryota; Metazoa; Chordata; Mammalia; Scandentia; Tupaiidae. Gene Ontology annotation, molecular function: estradiol 17-beta-dehydrogenase [NAD(P)+] activity.
AGCUCCUCCUCCCACCCCAGGCCGAUGCAAGAUGGCUGCGGCGUGUAGGAGCGUGAAGGGCCUGGUCGCAAUAAUAACUGGAGGAGCUUCAGGUCUGGGCCUGGCUACUGCGGAGCGACUGGUGGGGCAGGGGGCCACUGCUGUUCUUCUGGAUCUGCCCAACUCGGAUGGGGAGGCCCAGGCCAAGAAGUUAGGAAAGAAAUGCAUCUUUGCCGCGGCCGACGUGACCUCUGAGAAGGAAAUACAAGCAGCCCUGACUCUAGCAAAAGAAAAGUUUGGCCGUGUGGAUGUGGCUGUCAACUGUGCAGGCAUUGCAGUAGCCAUGAAGACAUACAACUUAAAGAAGAACCAGGCCCAUACUUUGGAGGACUUCCAGCGAGUUCUCAAUGUCAAUCUCAUAGGUACCUUCAAUGUGAUCCGCCUGGUGGCUGGAGAGAUGGGCCAGAAUGAACCAGACCAGGGAGGCCAACGUGGGGUCAUCAUCAACACUGCCAGUGUAGCUGCCUUUGAAGGCCAGGUUGGACAAGCUGCGUACUCUGCUUCCAAGGGGGGUAUAGUGGGCAUGACACUGCCCAUUGCUCGAGAUCUAGCUUCCAUAGGCAUCCGGGUAGUGACCAUUGCUCCAGGCCUAUUUGGCACCCCACUGCUGACCAGCCUCCCAGAGAAGGUGCGCAACUUCUUGGCAAGCCAGGUGCCCUUCCCGAGCCGACUGGGCGACCCUGCUGAGUAUGCUCAUUUGGUACAAGCCAUCGUCGAGAACCCGUUCCUCAAUGGAGAGGUCAUCCGGCUGGAUGGGGCGCUCCGCAUGCAGCCUUGAAGGGAGAAGGCAGAGAAAGCACAUGCUCCUCUGCCCCUCCUCCCCUUGAGGUACCGCUUCAGCCUGGAGGAAGCCCAAUAGCCACUUUGUAACUGCCUACUAGUCACCCUCUGUGCCUAAUAAAAUCUUAAUAAAAUCUAAAUAAUUUUAGGCUUACUAGAGUCUAAAUAAUAUUCUUUACUAAAUAAAGUCUAAAUAAUUUUCA